Molecule: messenger RNA, 2022 nt
Organism: Lasiodiplodia theobromae
Lineage: Eukaryota; Fungi; Ascomycota; Dothideomycetes; Botryosphaeriales; Botryosphaeriaceae
Product: WD repeat containing protein
Exons: 6
Coding region: 1-2022 (673 amino acids)
Biological process (GO): proteasome-mediated ubiquitin-dependent protein catabolic process
Cellular component (GO): Cul4-RING E3 ubiquitin ligase complex
Molecular function (GO): protein binding
Source: RefSeq, a predicted model, not a curated record
AUGAGCGACACCCCACGCGCUCCCCACGGCCGCAGCAGCGCCAGCCCAAGCCCCGUCGACCGCCCCCGCGACCGAUUACUGCUGGACGAUGACGACGAUGACAUGGACUACGUGCCUGCAGAGUCGGGCGAGGAGGCCGAGUCUCUGAUGGACGAGCUCGACGAUGGCGACUUCCACGACGCGGAGGAGAGCCUGAGUAACGUUUCGCUCGAGUUCACCACCAUCGCUGCGCCUGACGACGAUGACGACGCUGAAGAUGACGACGAAAACGAAGACGAUGACGACGUCGUCGGACCCAACGGCCGUUCCAUCUACAUUACUCGCGAACAGAUAAUGCAGCUGCUGGGCCAUGCUGGCCUCCGUCGCAUAUUCGCCGACCAUGCUUCCGGUCGGCGUGCCGCCCUGGACGACGAUGACGACAGCGAGACCGACAACACGGGCUAUGGCGGCGUUGGCGCUCGGCGUCGGCGGGGCAGAGGUCGCAAGGCCUUUGAGAAAGUGCCUAGCGAUGCCGGCCGAAAGCUUAUGGCUUCGGGCACCUUUGGGGCGAAUGAUCGCCCGGAGGAUCCGUAUCUACGCAGGAAAAAGUUGGCUUACCGCUUGAUGCGGAGGGAGCUGGGACUGGGGUGUGUUGGCAGGCAAAAGCUAAGCAGCAAUCUUAUCUCUCAGAGUCUCAUUCCAUCAUCGAAAGCUGACACUAUAAUCCACUACGACGCGCGAUGUUACUCCGGCCAGUUUUCCAAUGACGGUAAUUUCUUCUUUUCGUGUGCCCAGGACUUCAAGGUGCGCAUGUACGACACGUCUAAUCCAUAUAAAUGGAAGUAUUACAAGACUGUCGAGUAUCCCUACGGCCAAUGGACCAUUACCGAUGCCUCUUUGAGCCCGGACAACAAAUUCCUUGCCUACAGUUCUAUUCGGAGUAUCGUCUGCUUGGCCCCCACGGAUCCCGGUGACAAUUCAGAGCCGCACCUUCUGGACUUCUCGAAUACCGGGACGCGGGGAAGGAGAGGCUUCCAUGCGUACCCUUACUUUGGUAUCUGGUCUCUCCGCUUCUCCGGUGACGGACGCGAAAUAGUGGCAGGAACCGGCGAUCGCUCGGUAUACGUCUAUGACAUCGAGCGCGGACAGUCAAUCCUGCGUAUUCCUGGCCAUGAUGACGACGUGAAUGCCGUAUGCUAUGGUGAUCCAAACUCGCCGCACAUUUUGUACUCGGGCUCCGACGACACCACGCUGAAGGUUUGGGAUCGUCGCAGCAUGGGUGACGGCCGUGAGGCAGGGGUGUUCCUCGGCCACACCGAGGGCUUGACGUAUGUUGACAGCAAGGGCGAUGGGCGCUACGUGCUCAGCAACGGCAAGGACCAGACCGCCAAGCUGUGGGACCUGCGCAACAUGAUGAGUGCUCGAGAGGCCGACAAAAUCGACAUCAACCAGUACACAACCGGCUUCGAGUAUCGGACUAAUUCGUAUGACGAGAGCGAUUACCGCCCCCAUCCACACGACCGAUCACUAGUCACAUUCCGUGGCCACUCGGUCCUGAAGACGCUCAUCCGUUGCCAUUUUUCCCCGCCCGGCAGCACAGACUCGAGAUAUGUUUACUCCGGAAGCUACGACGGAUCUGUGUACGUUUGGAACCUGGACGCAACGCUUGCCGGAAAGGUCGAUGUGCUUAAGGCGACUCGGAACUCGCGCCCUCGCGACGCUGAUCUUCUGGCUGAGACGUAUGACUUCAUCGGCCGCAACGGUGGGACAUGGCAGACAUGUGUGCGUGAUGCAAGCUGGCAUCCUAACGCCCCGGUCAUUGCUGCAACAUCCUGGAAUGGUUGGGGAACAUCCCUCGGCACGUGCACAGUGCACACUUGGAAUGACGGCAUGGAAGAGGACGAAGGCGACCCAGCCAUGGGCCAACGCGUCAACGCGCAAUUGGAGCAUGAUCCUGAGCUGUACGGAAGCCCUGAGGGCGGCAGGAGAGGAACGAGCAUUUUCUCAAGGAGAAUGAGGAGUAGGAGGAUCGACGAUGAUUGA